AUGGAGCGUCCGGCUUCAUCGUCGCCUUUGCGCCGUCCAGCAGCUACGGCUGGGGAUGACGCUGUUCAACCGAAGGCGAAACGGCCGCGCGCGGCGCAGGCCUGUGAUCGAUGUCGGGUGAAGAAGUAUAAAUGUGAUGAGUCGUAUCCUUGUUCGCAUUGUAAGAAGAGUCAGGUGGAUUGUAAAUAUCAAGGGAAUUUUCGAUCGAGAGAGGAUGCGAGAUCUACGACCUAUGUGACCGAUUUGGAGAAACGGGUAGAAGAGCUAUCGUCAAAGUUGCGAACGCUUGAGUCGAGUGGUGCUUCACGACCAUCGCCACAACUUUCGCAGUUAGCGACAGCUCUGGGAAACAAGGCGGCAGCACAGCCGAUCACCACUGCAACACCAUGUUCAUUAUCACAACAUGAAUCGACACCAAAGGACGACGCCACCGUGGCCGGCGACAAUCGAGAUGGGUCCGCAGACAGCGCAGAAGAAGAGAUUAGCGAGUUCAAUCAUCAUACUAAUGGGAUUGAGUUCCACGGAAGCACGUCUUCUGCUGCUUUUAUAGGACACCUUGAAAAGGCGCGAGAGCCAAAACGACCGGAAGAGCAGUCGAACCUGCGUCCGCCGGACGGGUCGUACUCGUUGAUCUCAACAUUGCAUAACUCAAGUUUCUCGCCGUCAUGCGCAACCGGUUCUGUGCAGCCCGAGUUUCUCCAAGACCAGAAUUUCUAUUUCGAUCAGGCCUAUGCGUUCAUGAAUGGUUACUUUGAGAAUAUCCAUUUCAUCCACCCUUUCAUCGAUAAGGAUGACUUUAUAGCUCGUGCGCAUGAUCUGUGGUUCAACAGGAAUCACCAGCAAUCACUCAGUUUUAUUGCGCUAUAUCUCAGUAUCCUCUCGUUUGGGGCGUUGGUUCGAGUGUGGGAUGAAGAGAUCCUGAAUGGACUGACACGGUUUGACUGGAGUCGGAAAUUGUUCCGCGAGGCGCAGACAUAUUUGAAUUAUUUGCAGUUUUCCAAUGACUUGGAGACUGUGCAGUGUCUUUAUCUUAUGGCCAAAGUAUGCCAGAAUGAGCUGAAUCCGAAUUUGGCGUAUAUGUACCUUGGACUUGCCAUACGGACGUGCUUGUCUGCUGGGUUCAAUCGAGAGGUGCGGAAUCCGAAAGAUCAACGCGAGAGUUGGAUCUCGAAGACGUGGUGGGGUCUUUUCUCUCUGGAGAUAGAAAUGAGCUUCUCCGUAGGACGCCCAGAUACCCUCGGUAUGGACGAAUACCACAACCGCUCUCUCCCGGAACGCGAUGAUUCAGAAUACGCCAUCAUACCAUGGAUGGUCGACUUUGCGCAGAUCAUCCGAAAGGUUUCCGUGCAAAUAUACCAUUCACGCUUUACCUUGCAAGACAAACUACAACUUGCUCUUCAGAUCGAACAGGAAAUGGACAGAUGGGUAGCUAGACUGCCUCCUAGAAUUAAACCUGACCUCCACGGGCAACCGGCGACAGGAGGUGCGCUGCGGGAUCCGAAGUGGGCGAGGAGGCAGAGAUUGGUUUUGGGCAUUCGAUAUUAUAAUGUCAAGAUGCUGCUCUUCCGACCAUUCCUGAGCCACUUUACUCGCAAAUUAAGACACACUCCAGCCGAACUAGAGGAAACAAUAAACAAGUGUCUUGACGCCGCCAUGAAAACCAUCGAAGUAAUCCACGACAUCUACCGCAUCCAUACAUUCUUCCGCUGCUGGUGGUACAACACGACCUACGUAAUGUUCGCCACAACAACCCUCCUCCUCCCCAUGUCCAAAUUGGGCAUGUGCCCACAAACUCUCCCCCUAGCAAGCUCAGUCGAAAUGGCCGUCGAGAUCCUAGAAUCAAUGGACGAAUCCGUCGUGGCGCGAAAAUCUGUCGAGAUAAUCUUGCAGUACUUGAAGGACUUUAGGGCUCCGAAUAACAGUACCGAUGGUACACAGAUUGCUAUUACGCCUUCGCAAGAGAAUGCUGAUCAGGCAGCUUUUGUGGGGACAGGGACGGGGACGGAGCACGGGGCUGGUCAGGCUGGGAUUGGGAUUGAUAUUCCGGAAUGGGCAUAUGGGUUCGGGUUUCCUGAUUAUUCAUUCGAUGGGAUUGCACGGUUGUUUGAUGAUUUAGGUGGGCUUCCUAUGUUGGAUAAUUGA
Molecule: messenger RNA, 2142 nt
Organism: Aspergillus chevalieri
Lineage: Eukaryota; Fungi; Ascomycota; Eurotiomycetes; Eurotiales; Aspergillaceae
Exons: 10
Coding region: 1-2142 (713 amino acids)
Biological process (GO): DNA-templated transcription; positive regulation of transcription from RNA polymerase II promoter by galactose
Cellular component (GO): nucleus
Molecular function (GO): RNA polymerase II cis-regulatory region sequence-specific DNA binding; zinc ion binding; DNA-binding transcription factor activity, RNA polymerase II-specific
Source: RefSeq, a predicted model, not a curated record